GCCCGCGCCGCUCGGCCCCUCGGCCGCAGUCCGAGCCGCGAGCUCUGGGCCGCUGGGCAGGGCGGCGGCGGCCGCUCGGGCUCUUGGACUCCAGCUGGGCAGCGCCCCGGGACCGAGUGAGCUGUGCAGGUCAAAAUAGAAGAACAAAAUGGAAAACAUGCUAUUUUGGUUGAUAUUUUUCACCCUUGGGUGGACCCUCACUGAUGGAUCGGAAAUGGAACAGGACUUUUCGUGGCACUUAAGCAAAAUACCCCGGCUUGUCAGUGAAAGGACCUUCCAUCUCACCAGCCCCACCUUUGAGGCAGAGGCUAAGAUGGUGCUAAAUGGAGCGUGUGGCAUUGAGUGCCAGAGAGAACUUCCAGCUCCCAGCCUCGCUGACCUGGAAGACUCUCUUUCCUACGAGACUGUCUUCGAGAACGGCACCCGCACCUUGACUAGAGUGAAAGUUGAAGAUCUGGUCCCUGAGCCAACUCAAAAUGCCACGGUGCAAGGAGCGCCGGCUCGGAGGAGGAGGCAGGUAUACGGCACAGACAGCAGGUUCAGCAUCUCGGACAGAAGGUUCCUGACCAGCUUCCCCUUCAGCACGGCCGUGAAGCUGUCCACGGGCUGCAGCGGCAUCCUCGUCUCCCCCAGGCACGUCCUCACGGCUGCGCACUGCGUGCACGACGGCAGGAGCUACCUCCGGGGCAGCAGGAGGCUGCGGGUGGGGCUGCUCAAGGGGAGGAGCAAAGGCGCAGGCAGGGGGCGCGGGGCCUCCGGGAGGGGCCGGCGGGGGGCGCGCGGCCGCGGCGGUGGCGAGGGCGCCGGAGGGGAGCCGGGGGCGAGCGCGGAGGUCGCGCGAGCAGGACGGGCGCCGGCCCGGGGUCGGAGGGUCGCCGAGGGGAGGCCCUCGUUCCAGUGGACCCGGGUCCGCCGCGCCCACCUGCCCAGGGGCUGGACCGCGGGCGGCGCUGCGGCCGCCGCCCUGGACUAUGACUACGCCCUCUUGGAGCUGAAGCGCGCCCACAGGAGGAGAUUCAUGGACCUCGGGGUGAGUCCGGCCUUCGGGAAGCUGCCCGGGGGCCGGAUCCACUUCUCGGGCUUCGACCGGGACCGGGCGGACCAGCUGGUGUACCGGUUCUGCAGCGUGUCCGACGAGUCCAGCGACCUCCUGUACCAGCACUGCGACGCCGAGCCGGGCUCCACCGGCUCCGGGGUCUACCUGCGCCUCCGCGAGCCCGGCGGCGACAACUGGCAGCGCAAGAUCAUCGCCGUCUACUCGGGCCACCAGCGGGUGGACGUGCGCGGCGCGCGCAGGGACUACAACGUGGCGGUGCGCAUCACGCCGCUCAAGUUCGCGCAGCUCUGCCGCUGGGCCCGCGGGCCCGACGCCAGCUGCUCCCGUGGCUGACCGCGCCGGCCCGGGGCCGAGGCCACAGCCCUGGGUAGGUUAUGCCUGGGCUCGCACCCCAUCCGUAGCAUUUUGACCUUCUUACACAUUUACUUAUUCAAAAUGAGAUUUUCAUACGUUUAAAAACCGUUGGAGUGCAGAUAGGAAACUAGAUGGGCACUUCAAUGCCAAUUAUAUAGUCUUUACAUGGUGAUAAGUUCCGUUUGUGGGAAAUUUUUUAUUUCUUUUUGUCUUCUUAAAAUUGGACAUUCUUUAAAACUUCAGACUGGUACUAUAAAUAAUACCUAAUUUCUUAAUGACUUAUUCUCAGGGUCCUACUCUAAGAAGAAUCAAAUAGGCUGCCAGUUGCAUUUUAAUGUGAAACUGCGUAUAUGGAGGUAGGCAAGAACACUACAGAGAGAGUAGUUUACGACCCAGUUUGUACUACUCAGACCCAUUCACCCAAUGCCCUCUGUUUAUAUUGUGUUUUCUCUUGGAUCUGAGAAGCUAGUUUUGGGGUUUUUUUUAAGAAUUAAAAGGAACAGCAAGCUUUGUAAACAAAACUAUCAAUGAUUUUGCUGCUUUAAUCAUUUUAAAAUGGGAGAAACACUUUUCUCGUGAAAUAAAUUCAGUUUAAAAAUGAGGAGACAGAAACUUUUUAAGAUCUCAAGUCCUAAUGUUCAAAACAUGGACUUAUCAUGUAUGCAUAGAGAAGACAAUUCAAAAGUUGUAAAUGACGGUGUACCUAAAGCCACAUCAUUUUUGCUAUCCAUUAUGUAUGACGUGGUAUAGUUUUAGGAAAAGGAAUUCUAGUCUUUUUCAACAGAGAGCUAUUUUACCCCUUGACAAAGUUCAAUUUCUUAAUAGGGACAUGGGCAUAUUAUUUUGUAUUCUUUUAUUAGUACAAAUGAAUAUAAUUUACAAAUGUAUUUUUUAAAAGAAAGUUCUGAUUAUUUUCAUUAGAGGGGAAGGCUGUGCAUUCACCUUGGCCAUCGUGGCAGCCUAAGCAGAGUCCACUGGCUACCCUGGCGCAAAACAGAGUAGAUACUCAGUACAUAUUUUUUGAAUGAACAGAUAUUUGCUGAAUGGCUGUAAAAGGGGGUUAGAUAAAGCCAUUGUAUUUAAAGGGUUUUAGUGAUUUGUAAUUGAAUGCACCAUAAAAUUCAGCAAAUGCCAGCCUAAGGUCUGCUCUUCCUGGCAGUUUCUGGGGCACACAUUCUCUUCUCUUAGGACACAUCAGAGUCACUGAUUCUGCUGGUGUUCAAAUUUAUUUUACUUAUUAUUAUUUUUAAGAAUGGGGAGUUAUACACUUGACAAGUAUGCAAAGGAAUAUUUGAUUAAGUUAUAAUAAAGGGUAAUUUUGUAAACUCCAAAAUAGCUGAAAUUCAAAAGAAGUAUACAUUCUUUUAUAGUGUGACUGUCAAAAAUCAAUAAAAUGAAAAAAUAAAUCAACUAUAACUUACUGUAUCUGCAGAUAUGUUUUAUAUCAAAUAUUAUCUGUGUUGUUUAAUUUUAAAAAUGAUUCUGUUUAAUUCUAAACACAUUUCACUGAGUAGUAUUUUAUCAUUGGUGCUGGUAGAAGAAGGCUGUUGACUCAGAAGUUUUGAUCGAAUCUUUUUUUGGGAAAUAUGUAUAUGACCACUGUAGCUGCGAGUGUUUCAGUGUGAAUUUUGCACACUUACUGCAAGCAUGCACAUAUAAUCUUAGAUUCUAAGAAGAUGAUUCCUGGGAUUUGAGUAAGUUCGGAGUAACUUAGGGUGUUGGGGUCAAUAGUUUGGAGCUUAAAGUUAAAUUAUGAAUAUAAAUGAUUUCCUUAAAAUCAUUGUACUUUUCAAAAACAUAAAAUUUAGUUCAUUUUAUUUGACGAGGUUUAUUUGACUCUCAUUUUCUUCUCUCUCCCAAAUGAAUCAUGAAUCUUAUAUGACCUAUUUUGGACGACUAAAAUGUACUGCAUUACUCAGAAAGUUUUACUUUAUAAAUUUUUUUGUUAUGCUUAUCAGAUUUGAAGUAAAUUAUUCACUUAGAUA
This is a messenger RNA of Manis pentadactyla (Chinese pangolin), 3396 nucleotides long. RefSeq names its product serine protease 35 (gene PRSS35). The transcript has 2 exons. Gene Ontology annotation, molecular function: serine-type endopeptidase activity. Lineage: Eukaryota; Metazoa; Chordata; Mammalia; Pholidota; Manidae. Gene Ontology annotation, biological process: proteolysis. The record is from RefSeq and is a predicted model, not a curated record. The coding region runs from base 149 to 1390 and encodes 413 amino acids.